This is a messenger RNA of Pocillopora meandrina, 645 nucleotides long. NCBI's taxonomy places the organism in Eukaryota, Metazoa, Cnidaria, Anthozoa, Scleractinia, Pocilloporidae. The record is from the annotation of a GenBank genome assembly.
AUGACGGAUUUCUACGUACACUUGGAGAGCGAUGCGUGCGUGCAACAGUUUCCGCGGAAUUCACAGCACAGCUUUAAGAAUCGUUUACCUUAUCCCAUCUACAUGAAAGAACGAGGAUGGAGAGUGGGAUUGGCUAAUGUGAGUCAUGCUCUAAGCCGUCCGAGAAGAUUUUCCUACGACAAAUUUGGAGAAGAGGGAAAACAUAUAUUCUGGGGAGGCAUUAGUAUGGAAAUCACCUAUAACGAUCAGAGCGAUAUUGAAAAAAUAACCCUGUCCAAUUUAAUAUACCUGACUUGGACUCGAUUCGUGGAAAUGGGACGCACUUUCCAAGGUGGAGUGGAAUUCAUGAAAUUCCUGGUAGAUUAUUAUGGGGGAUUUAUAUCUGAGACCAAAAGACACGGUGCGGAUUUCAUGAUUAAAAAAUACGACAAAAGAGCUGAUGACCCUCACCAGUUAGAUUUCGAUAAGGUCUUACUCGAAGGAAGAGGAUACAUUACGUUCAAGAGGGAAGGAGACGAUUUGAUCAUCGACAACAUUCAUACAUGGCGAGAAGACAAGAAUGUAUUUGGAAAUGCAAUGAAUGCACGACCUAGUAUUGGUCAGAAUUGGCCUUGGCCAUGGACUGGAUUCGAUACAAUGCUUUGA